Aspergillus neoniger CBS 115656 is the source of this 325-nucleotide messenger RNA. RefSeq lists its product as uncharacterized. The coding region runs from base 106 to 270 and encodes 54 amino acids. The transcript has a single exon. The record is from RefSeq and is a predicted model, not a curated record. Lineage: Eukaryota; Fungi; Ascomycota; Eurotiomycetes; Eurotiales; Aspergillaceae.
CUCUAUGUCACUCUCAAGUGUGUAAUCUUUACUCUCAAUGAGAGCUUGGCUGGUUUUACAUCUUUGGUUGAUCUUUUCUGCAGGGUUGCGCUCAUGAUGUAUUGAAUGGAAAAAAACGUUAUCGCUUUGUUUUUAUUCUUACUUAUGUUGCUUGUUCACGGUUUACGACAUUUGCCAGUGUCUUCCUAUUAUAUUCAGAUGAUUUUUUUUCUACGCCACCUUUAUCUCCUUUGCUCUCCGGCUUUUGCCCCUUCUCGAUUCGGUGUCUGAUGAAAACCUUUCCAUGGUCUCUCUUGCUCUCAUCUACCUUGCAUACUUUCCGCUU